CAUAGAGUGAGAGGGGAAUUUCCACUUUUUUGGCUUUAUCUUUUCUUCUCUAGUGGGUGAUCUUGAUGCUCUAAAGAUCAUAUUCCUUAAUAGUCCAUUGACAACUAUGACCCUAUAUAAAUCAUAUAACAUGUCACACUUGAUGUAAUAUACAUGAGGGCAAACUAGACAAUUUUCAAUAUGGAUUGCAUACAUUUCAAGUCACUACAAAGCUUCAAAUUUAAUAAAUUGUAAUGAGCAUGUCCAGUUCCAGAGAUUUACAUAACAGAUAUCAAUGUCAUUUGGGUUGAUAAAAAUUCUAGUUGCUCUCAUCUUCUUCUCAAUUGUUCCCUUCAAAUCUGAGGGACAAUAUCAUGAUUGGUGCAUAGCUGAUGAACAAACACCAGAUGAUGAGUUGGUGUUAGCCACCAAAUGGGCAUGUGAAAAUGGAGCUGAUUGCACAAAAAUACAAGAGAACCAACCAUGUUACCACCCAAAUACUGUGACACAACAUGCCUCUUAUGCAUUCAAUAGCUAUUACCAAAACAUGAAGCUUAAAGGAGCUACUUGUUACUUCAAUUCUGCUGCUGUUUUAACUGCACGUGAUCCAAGCCAUGAUGCAUGCAAGUUUGAGGUUAUACCUUGAUCAAUCUUCUUUCCCAUGAUUGGAAGAGUUAAUUUAAAUUGUCUUUUUUUUCCCCUUCUUUUGUCUAUUUAUAUGUUUUAAUUAUUAAUAUUUUUUCACUUACAUAAAUGUAACAAAAAUUUACUGCAUGGAAUGGUGUAAAAGGAUUUGGUUUGAGCAUCCAAUGACAAUAAUUCCCUUUAUCUAA
Messenger RNA from Capsicum annuum, 812 nucleotides. Its product is annotated as glucan endo-1,3-beta-glucosidase 4. The record is from RefSeq and is a predicted model, not a curated record. NCBI's taxonomy places the organism in Eukaryota, Viridiplantae, Streptophyta, Magnoliopsida, Solanales, Solanaceae. The coding region runs from base 275 to 625 and encodes 116 amino acids. The transcript is spliced from 3 exons.